CUCUCUUUAUAUGUACCCCCCACUCUAGCUUCAGCUCGAAUUCGAAGGCCGAAGCUCUCGGGAUGGAACUCCUGGAAAUGCCCCUGGUGCUCCGCCUCCAGUCCCUCCCCGCCGCCGCCGCCGGCGGCGGCUCCCUUUGGGCCUGCCUCGCCGUUCUCGCGGCCGCCCUCGGCCUCUGGCGCAUCCGCGCAGUCGGAUCCCGAGCUGAGGCUUCUCUCCCCCCUCCCACCCCACCUCCCAAGCUCGGCCCCGCCGAGCCGGCCCAAGCCCCGGCACCCGCUCCGGCUCCGGCACCCCCGCAGUGCCACGUGGAGGACAUCAGCACGCCGAAAGCCCGGUUCACGGCAUACUACGACUCCUGCGACCGGCUCGACGUGGAGGAUGACGGCGACGACGAGGCGGAGGUGGAUAGCGGUCGAGAGGUAGACGGCGUCAGUGACGGUAGAGCUCCUUUGACGGCGCCGUGGGAGGGAUUUGGAUGGGAGGGGUUGAUGGUUAGGAGGAGAGGGGACCUGGGGUGGUACCGUUACCAGGACCUCACGGCGCUUAACGGCAGCGUCGUCAGGCUGUGGGACGGCAACGGCGUUCUGACAGCGACGUCACGGAGGACGUCAUUGAUAGGAUCGUAGUGACGUAAUGGGGAAUUUAGAAAAAAAUUUGUUUUGUUAUAUGUGCAUAAUUAUUAUAAUUAUAAUUUUCUUUUCCUUUGUAAGCUUGUAACCUGCUACCAAAUUAUUGGUGGUAGGGCACAAAAGGAAUUUACUCAAUUCCUCUCCACUUCAAUAAAAAGUGAAAUAAAAUUCUUCAAAAAUUCAAAGAUGUUGAAAUGAAAA
Messenger RNA from Phoenix dactylifera (date palm), 833 nucleotides. RefSeq lists its product as uncharacterized. Lineage: Eukaryota; Viridiplantae; Streptophyta; Magnoliopsida; Arecales; Arecaceae. The record is from RefSeq and is a predicted model, not a curated record.